AUGGACAUCAACUCCCUCCUCUCGCCGCAGGAUUCAAAUUCGCAAUCCGGGCGCUCCACUCCCUCCGUUGCUCCUCCCGUUGCGUCGGUUCCCUCCACCGCGGCGGCUCAAAAACCCUUACGCAAGAAUCGCACCGGCACGUCGAAACAGGGCAUGACAUCCUCGCCGUUGGCGCAGCACGUUUACGCCCCGACAAAUAUCCCCGACCCCUCGCCUCCCUCCGUCAGUCCCACCGUCGGCCCCAACAUGGGUGGUGGGAAUGGAACCCCUCCGGCCGCAGACCUGCCUCCUUCCCGGCAACCGUCGACCCCGGGCAUGGAUACGCUGGCCGACUUGGCCUCCAUGCAACACCAUCAGCCCCAACGAUCCAACGCCCCCAUGCUGCGAAGCACCGAAUCCUACGUCAGCCAACUCUCUCCGUCGACGAUGUACCCCAAUGUUGGUUCGAUCAAUCAUAACACCCCGACGCCGCGCUCGUCGUUCGACAUCGCCAUGUCCGCCGAUGGCCCCAGGGAAAGUGCCCGGAGGAAUUAUGUCGAUACGUCGUUGGUGCCGAAUGCGCAGCGCCUGGCGACCGAGUUAUUCGUCCAGAUCCAAGAGAACCCGCAGUCCUACGAUGCGCACGUCAAUUUCGUGCGACUCCUACACGCCGGGUUCGUCAACCACGUCUAUCCGCCCAAUAAUCCCGACAUUCAUGGCGACCCCCGGAAGUAUGACCUACUGAAGGAUAUGAGGACGGCCCGGGAGGAGAUGGAUAAGCUCUUCGCGAUGGGCGAAGACCUGUGGGCUGAGUGGAUUCAGGACGAGAGCAUGCUGGCCCAAAGCGUCGACGAGCGCAUCGCGGUGAUGGAGCUCUGUCAGCGAUCCAUCGAGGAGGAAUAUGGCAGCACAAAACUGUGGAGUAUCUACGGGGAAUGGGUGUUGUAUCUUUAUAACUCUGCCCAUGGCGACGCCAGCCAGAGCCAUUGGACGGACGAGGAUCGGCUCGUCGGUCGCGAGGUCUUCUCUUGGCAGUCCGUUCUCGACGUCUUCCAAAGAGGCGCCGAGGCGACUCGGUGGAGAAUCAAUGACAGCCAACUCGUCUGGGAUCGGCUGCUGGAACUUCGCGUGCGGGAUUUGGCGCGCAACCCUUCCCAGGAGAAGCUGGGACACGUGCGAAGCCUGUUCGACAUCCGACUGCAGACGCCGCACGCCACCUGGGACCAGACCUUCCAGGCUUUCUCCGGGUUCGUUUCGACCUACUACAACGCCAGCUACGAGGGCAUCAUGGCAGAAACCGCCGAGCGAUAUGCCACGCCCAGCAAGGAGAAGUACGCCGCCCGCGAGGAGUUCGAAAUCAAGCUGCGCAAUGUCGCCGAGUCGGGCAACAUGGGCAUCGAGUGGACUAUGUACACCGAAUACAUCGACUGGGAGAUCAGUCGCAACCGCCGAAAACGUCACUCGAACUUCGAUCUGGUGAACGCCCUCUACCAGCGCGCGGUGCUGCGAUUCCCCACCGACGCCAGCAUGUGGGAGGACUUUGUCAUGUUCCUCAUUGACGAGGCCAUGCACGGGAACACCAACACAACCACCAUAUCCACGCUCGACCGGGCCACUCGCCAUUGCCCCUGCUCCGGCACGCUCUGGUCGCAGUACCUGAUCAGCUCGGAACGAGAGGGCCAAUCUUUCUCCAAGAUCGCGGACAUCAAACACAAGGCCACCAGCACCGGACUUCUCGACGUCGGUGGCAUGGAGGAGGUGCUCAAGGUGCACACCGCCUGGUGCAGCUACCUGCGCCGACGCGCCUUCAUGUCGGACUCGACCGACGAGGAUCUGGACGUGGCGGAGGUCGGCAUCCGCUCCGCCAUCGAGAGCGUGCAGGAGCUUGGGGAGAAGAAGUACGGGCGGUCCUACCAAGGCGACCCGCUCUUCCGCCUGGAACGCAUCUACAUCCGGUAUCUGAGCGAAAGUGGCAGUUGGGACAGCGCUCGGGAGACGUUCAAGGGCCUGGUCGGACGCCGGGGCAACAGCUACGAAUUCUGGCUGACCUACUACGAAUGGGAGCUGAUCUCCUGGAGCAAAUUUGUCCAGGGCGAGGCGACCGUCGAUGCCGCUCGCCGCACCCCCAACCCCAGCUACGCCACGGCCGUGCUGAAGCAGGCGAUCAAGCGGACGGAUCUCGACUGGCCGGAGAAGAUCAUGCAGACCUACAUCGCUCAUUGCGAAGACUACGAGGACUCGGACGAAUUGCAGCUGGCGAUCCUGGAGACCCGCAAAGCGAUGCGCGCCAUUACCGCGCGACGCGAAAAAGAGGCUCGGGAGGUGGUCGCUCAGCAGCAACAAGCCCAGCAGGCUGCGGCUGCCGAGAUGGCCACGCACGCCGAGAAGCGUAAGCGAGACGAUGAAGCCAACGCCAAUGGUCUUCCCACGAAGAAGCCCCGAGCGGACGAGCCGCCGGUGGUCGUCGUUCCCACCACCGAGGCGGAGCCCGCCGCAGCACCGCCGCGGGAUCGCGAGAAUGCCACCGUGGUGGUCAAGAACCUGCCUCGCGGAAUCACGGAGCAUAAGGUCCGGCAAUUCUUCCGUCACUGCGGAGCAAUCAACGGUCUGCAGAUGUUUCCGGGCGAAGGCGGAAACUCGGAGGUCGCCAUAAUCGAGUUCAACUCGAAAGAUGAGGCCAUGGUUGCUCAAACCCGGGACCAGAAAUUGAUCGAUGAAAACACCAUUGAAGUGCAGGUUGGAUCCGUCUCGACGCUGUUCGUCACCAACUUCCCGCCGACUGCCGACGAGAAAUACAUUCGCGAUCUGUUCUGUGAGUUCGGCGAGAUCAUCGAUAUCCGGUUCCCGUCGCUCAAAUAUAACACCCAUCGCCGGUUCUGCUACGUGCAGUUCCGCGAGUCCGACCAGGCAUAUCGUGCCACGAGGAUGGACGGGACGACGGUGGGCAAGAACCUCCAGCUAGUGGCCAAGAUCUCCGACCCCUCGCGUAAGCAGGACCGAUCCGGCCCUAUGUACGAGGGACGGGAGGUGCACGUGUCGAACGUGGACUGGAAGGCCGGCGAAGGUGAUUUGAAGGAGCUAUUCUCGAAGUACGGGACCGUGGAGCUGGUCCGGAUUCCGCGCAAGGUUGACGGCGGAAGCAAGGGGUUUGGCUAUGUCGUAUUCUCCUCUCAGGAAGAAGCUACGGCGGCGCUUGCGAUGCACGAACAGGAGUUUCGAUCGCGGCCGCUCCACGUGAAGUUAUCCGCUCCCCAAGGUGCUAAGCGAAGUGCGACGACUAUCGUGUCUCGCGUUGGGAAAUCCCAAUCACCCGCCGCCACCGAGGCCAACGGCACGAAACAGCAGUCUGGCGAGGUGGAUGAACGCGCAGCACGCACGCUCGGUCUGAUGAACGUCCCGGAUACGGUCAACGACGCACGCAUCCGGAGUCUCGCCGAGCCCUACGGCAAGCUGGUCAAGAUCAUUCUUCGACCGGACCACCAAGGGGCCAUCGUGGAGUUCGCCGACGUGAACCAUGCCGGCAAGGCGUCCUUGGAGCUCGAGGGCCACGAGAUCGCGCCGGGUCGGAAGCUGCACGUGGGAACGGUGACGGAGAUGUUGCGACAGUCGGCAGAGAGAAAGUCCAGCGGCGCUCCUGCCAGCCAGCCGAAAGGAAGCAAGGCCGGGGGAUUUCUGGCCGCCAGUGCACCCGUCCGACGACCGCCGCAGCCCGGGGCGCGUGGCGGCAAGCGUGGAGGAUUAGGAGUGAAGCGCGGCGAGAAAACGACGACGACGACCAGCACGACGACGACGAUGACGACCGACAGCGGGCCUACGAAAAAGAGCAACGAUGACUUCCGUGCGAUGAUCCAGCGGAAUCCAGCGGAGUGA
This is a messenger RNA of Aspergillus steynii IBT 23096, 3849 nucleotides long. Its product is annotated as U6 snRNP complex subunit PRP24. Gene Ontology annotation, cellular component: ribonucleoprotein complex. The coding region runs from base 1 to 3849 and encodes 1282 amino acids. Gene Ontology annotation, molecular function: RNA binding; protein binding. Gene Ontology annotation, biological process: RNA processing. NCBI's taxonomy places the organism in Eukaryota, Fungi, Ascomycota, Eurotiomycetes, Eurotiales, Aspergillaceae. The record is from RefSeq and is a predicted model, not a curated record. The transcript has 4 exons.